CUCAAAUGCUUGGAUUCUUGAAAUUAAUUAAUUAAUUGUCACCAUUGGUUAUCACUAAGGACAUUGCUAUUUUUCAGUUUUUACCGAGAGGUUAAACAGCCUAAUGUUCAGGUUAAUUAACUUCAUUUUCACUUUACAUUCAUUUGUCAUCCAAUGAAGUUUGGCUUAAAAGAAAUGGAAUCAAAACCACUAAGAGUUAAAAAAAAUCUAAUAAUAACAUAACCUUAAAAGCAAAUACAAUACAUACGUAACUAAACAUAGCAGAGUUGAUUCAUAAACGACGGUAGCCCCAAAAUAUGCCGCCUAAACAAGCUAAGAAAACUCUUUGGGUUGAAUGUGAGAAAUGUGGAUGCAGCGUAACGUCAAACGACAAGAAUGUUCACACGGAAUUGAAUUGUGCAAAAGAUCAAGUGAAAUGCCCAUUUAUUUAUAACGGAGAGCUAAAUACAUGGCUCGAAAGGACCGGAUCCCCCGCUGAUGGAAUUCCUAGAGACGCUGUUAUGGUACAUCCUUCGGCUGGUUCGCUUAUAAAUGCAGUUAUUGGAGGAGCAUUACAACUAACCCGCGAGGGUGCACCAGCGAUGUUGAAGCGUAUGUGGCCCUCCAAAACGUCUUCCCCAGCUGCUGUCAUACUUCCUGCCGCUGACAUUCCUGCGUCAUGGAAAAAUGAAAAUAAGAAAAUUACAGUAGCAGUUCUACAAGAAAAUGUAAGUGAAGCCACGGAAGUCAUAAUAAAAAUAAAAAAUAACAAAAUCAAAACAGACAUCUGUGACAUAUUGAAACAUCAUUUCUAUAAAAAUUAUGUAGCAGUCGGUACUAUACUAGUGUAUUAUUAUUUUGGUAAAAGAUUGGAGAUAGAAGUGAUCACUGUGAAGUCCAAAGAUGAAAGUGAUAACUCUAGUAAAGACUGGUUUGUUCUCAGUAAUGAAACAAUUUGGAGUAUGAGUAAAGAAUCUGAACCAAAAACACAAAAGAAACCAAUUUCAUUAGGUGGAGUUGAUGAUAUUGUGGAAGAAAUCCAGACAUACAUUAAAAUAUCCUUUAAUGAGGCUGGUUUAAAAGCUAGUUUCCAACCAACUAGAGGAUUACUUAUUUAUGGACAUUCAGGGAUUGGGAAAACUGCCAUCUGUAAAUACUUAAUUGAGAAUUUCAAAUGUUUCCAUGUAGAAAUAAAUGGACCAGCAAUAUUUAGCAAAUAUUUUGGAGAAACAGAAAACACAAUGAAAAGUUUAUUUGACAAGGCCGUUAAUAAUCAACCAAGCAUUAUAUUAGUUGAUGAAAUUGAAACUAUAUGUCCCAGGCGCUCAUCUGGGAGUACUGAACAAGAGAGACGCAUUACUUCAGCCUUUGUAUCAUUUUUAGACAGUUUACAUGAUGAAAAUUGCAAGGUCUUUGUACUAGCUACAACCAGAAAGCCUGAAGCCAUAGAUCCUAUGUUAAGGAGGUUUGGAAGAUUAGACAAAGAAAUAGAAAUACCGGUUCCAGACAGAGUGCGGAGGAAAGAUAUCUUGUAUAGCUUACUGAAAAAUUUACCAAAUCAGAUGUCUUCGCAAGAUAUUGAGACAAUAUCGGAUAUUGCUCAUGGAUAUGUAGCUGCUGAUAUAGUGAAUCUGUGUACACAAGCUGCCAUGAAAUGCAUAAAGCGUUCAGCUAAAAACAUUGAGAAGGAGGACUUGAUUGCAGCAGUGACAAUAGUCAGACCAAGCGCUAUGAGGGAGCUUUUAAUAGAAGUACCUAAUAUUAGAUGGGCAGAUAUUGGUGGUAUGGCAGAUCUGAAGUUAAAAUUACGACAGGCUGUCGAAUGGCCAUUGAAGCACGCUGAAAGCUUCAAGAGGCUGGGAGUGAAGCCUCCAGGCGGAGUAUUGAUGUAUGGACCUCCAGGUUGCUCUAAAACUAUGAUAGCUAAAGCUUUAGCAACAGAAAGUGGCCUUAAUUUUUUGUCUAUUAAAGGUCCUGAACUGUUUUCGAAAUGGGUGGGAGAAUCUGAGCGGGCUGUCCGAGAUUUGUUCACUAAAGCACGCCAAGUGGCACCGUCUGUGAUAUUUUUUGACGAGAUGGAUGCCAUAGGCGGUGAAAGGGGUGCAGGGGAGGCCGGUGUGCAUGAACGAGUGCUGGCACAACUCCUCACUGAGUUAGAUGGUGUUGUACCUCUAAAUUCUGUGACUAUUUUAGCUGCUACCAACAGACCGGACAGGAUGGAUAGAGCACUACUUCGACCUGGAAGACUAGAUCGAUUGAUCUACGUGCCUUUACCGGACAUAGAGACGAGACUACAGAUCUUGGAACUGAAGCUUCAAACAAUGAGUAUUGGUGACGAUGUUAACCCUCAUGCUUUAGCGUCAAGAACCGAGGGAUUUUCUGGAGCCGAGUUGAAUGCAUUAUGUCAGGAAGCUGCUUUGAGGGCUCUAGAAAAAGAUCUCGACUGUGCAGAAGUUACUAUGACUUAUUUCGAGGAUGUUUUAAGAAACUUUAAACCCAGAACACCUCAUACAUUACUGAAAGUCUAUGAAGAAUUCUGUCUCGGGUAGAAAUCUGUGUGAAACGAAAUGAAAGUGCCUUAUCUUAUUUUACCAUUUAUAUUUACUAAUCAGAAAACAAAACUAUUUGUAUAGUAAUUAUGUAUUUAUAUAAAUUAAUAAUUUAAUCUAGUCCUUAUAUUUUACAGAAUAAGUCAUAAGUUAUAAUAAGUUGACAAGUCAACAUUUUUAUAAUAUUGAUUUGAUGAAUACAGAUAAACUAGUGGUUCUUUGUUAUUUUAAUUACAAAUACUGGCUUGGUUUCGUCAUUACUAUCAAAUGCCGACUAAGGCUCCAUUGUUAUAACGAAAUUAACAACAAAUUUGCUUGUCUGAAAUGCGAAAAUUUUUCUAUCAUAUUGUUGUGACCACCGGUAAAUGCAUAAAAUAUACCUAAGUGUUGAAGCUCCACGCGCGCCCUCUGUCGAAGGCUGAAGGUUGCCGCUAUGUCGCAAACGUCAUUACAAGUCAAGUUAAAUGAAAAUUGUAUGGAGUUGGACAAAACUUCCCUUUGUUUGCCACUAGGGGCGCUGUUCCAACUCCAUACAAAUUGGAGUUAACUUUUACGCGAUUGAAAACGUUAAAAAACUCGCACUAAGUACACACAUAGUUUUUACGGCGAUCGUAUAUAAUAUAAUGGAGGACAACACACAAAGAAAAAUAUCUUUACAGACUUAGAUAAAUGAAAAGGAAUAAAAUGAAGCAAACAGAUGCGUAAAGUACAUAUUAUUUUAUAUUAGCGAUUUAUUUUUUGUACACAACACACAAAGAUGAAUUUUGUAUUAAAUGCAGAUCUUGUUUGUUACGAGUUACUUGUAAUGAGUUUACUAAUGUAAUCGUUAGCUUUACAAUUUUCGAAUUUGAAAGAAAUGCGAUAUUUUUUCGAUUACAUUUUUAACCAAAUCCCACUAAGACCACAAACAAUAAACUAAUAUUUUUUGUUUGAAAAAUUUUACUCCAAAAUUCCUUAAUUUUAUAAUAUUGGAAUACAGGAAAAAUACAAACAGUUAAUUUCA
Messenger RNA from Bombyx mori (domestic silkworm), 3531 nucleotides. Its product is annotated as ATPase family gene 2 protein homolog A. The record is from RefSeq and is a predicted model, not a curated record. The transcript is spliced from 2 exons. Gene Ontology annotation, molecular function: ATP binding; ATP hydrolysis activity. The coding region runs from base 297 to 2528 and encodes 743 amino acids. Gene Ontology annotation, cellular component: cytoplasm. NCBI's taxonomy places the organism in Eukaryota, Metazoa, Arthropoda, Insecta, Lepidoptera, Bombycidae.